Manis javanica (Malayan pangolin) is the source of this 2951-nucleotide messenger RNA. NCBI's taxonomy places the organism in Eukaryota, Metazoa, Chordata, Mammalia, Pholidota, Manidae. The record is from RefSeq and is a predicted model, not a curated record.
AAUGAAUGAAUGAAUGAAUGAAUGAAUGAAUAACUGCUGCCUUCACUUCCCCAGGACCCCUUCUUUCCUUCUGUCCCAGAGGCUCACACAGGCCCUAAAGAAUCUGACCUGUGACCUGUGCAGGACCCACCACCGAGGGGCUAGAUGAGGCCAUGACCCUCAGGGGUCAAGGCAGGAGUGCCUAGCGCCUCCGUGCAGACAAGUGUUCAGAAGAGCACCUCAGGAAGCCCAGAGCCUCAUCUCGGAGAUGCUCCUGAUGCUGUCGCUGCUGUGCGCAGGGUCCCUGGCUCAGGACCCGAGAUUCCAGCUGCGAGUGCAGAGGUCCGUGACGGUGCAGGAGGGCCUGUGCGUGCACGUGCCCUGCAGUUUCUCCUACCCCCUGAGAAAUUACACUGAGUAUAACCCAGCUUAUGGCUACUGGUUCCGGGAAGUGGCUGAUGCAUCCCAGGAUGCUCCCGUGGCCACAAACAACCCAGGCCGUAAAGUGCAGGAGGAGACCCAGGGCCGAUUCCGCCUCCUCGGGGACCCCUGGGACUACAGCUGCUCCCUGGACAUCAGAGAUGCACAGAGAAGGGACUCGGGGACAUACUUCUUCAGGGUAGAGAGAGGGUCUUAUGUGAGAUUUAGUUACAGAGCGAACCAGCUAAAUGUGCGUGUGACAGCUCUGACGAAGACCCCUGAUGUGCACAUCCAGGGGACCCUAGAAUCUGGCCACCCCAAGAACAUCACCUGCGGAGUGCCGUGGGCCUGUGACAGGGGGACGCCCCCCACCUUCUCCUGGAUCGGGGUCUCCCUCACCUCCCUAGACCCCAAGACUCUCCACUCCUCGGUGCUCACCCUCACUCCUGGGCCUCAGGACCACGGCACCAACCUCACCUGUCGGGUGACCUUCCCCGGUGCCAACGUGGGUGCCAAGAGAACCAUCCUGCUCAAUGUGUCCUACGCCCCACCUUACCUGACCAUCCGUGUCUUCUGGGGAAAUAGCACAGUCCCCGAGGACCUGGUCAAUGCCACCUCCCUGCGAGUGCAGGAGGGCCAGUCCCUACGCCUCAUCUGUGGCGCCAAUGGCAACAUCCCUGCCAGGCUGAGCUGGUUCCGGGGAAGCCUGGCCCUGAGCCCCUCCCGGGCCUCAGACCCUGGGGUCCUGGAGCUGCCCCAGGUGGUCUUAGGGGAUGGAGGAGAAUUCACCUGCCGAGCUCAGCACCCGCGGGGCUUCUGCCAUGUAUCCCUGAACCUAGUGGUGCAGGGUGCCGCCUGUUCCUGCUCCCAAAUCUGUGGGGAGCAGCAGGGCUCCUGGCCCCUGGUCCUCACCCUGAUCAGAGGGGCCGUCAUGGGGGCUGGCUUCCUGCUCACCUACGGCCUCACCUGGAUCUACUACAGCAGAGCAGCUCCCCGUGCGGUCCAGAGGUCCCCAAGGGCUAAGGCCCCAACGUGGGACUGAGCCGCGUUCCUCGGGGGCUGCUGAGCUUUGGCCUCAGGUCUGUCGGCCGACGCUCACCCCUGCACAGCUCUGUGCAGCCCGGCGCCCCGGCCCCGCCUCGUCUCCGGAAAGAGCAUCUCUCCACCUCUGACCUCCAGGACUCUCCCCUGCAGCUCUAUGUGAACGGUUGGGAGGGCAAGUCAGGAGAUUGGCAGAUUUGUUAUUAUUCAUUUGAAUCAUACUCCAUGUAAUAUUUUGUUGCCAUGUGCUUACCUUCACGUGGUCUGGAUAAGCCCAUAAUUCAACCCCCUAAUACAUUGUUUUGAAGCCCGUAAUACAUUUUUAUAAAACAGGGAAUUUUAAAGAGAUUUGUUGGAUUGGAAAAAUCAGGCUGUUUGACACUUACCCACAUAGAAACCAUUUCAUUGCUCAUCAGUCCUGUGUGCACAUUCAGGCUUCUCGAAAACACCAUCUUCCUUUUACCUGAAGACCUUUGCAGGUGUCUUUUUGUGGUGUAGAGAUGCUGGGGAUGGAUUCUGUCAGCUGUGGUUUGUCUGGAAAAGGCUGCCUUUACAUUAACUUUGGAAAGAUACUUUUAUUGCCUAAGGAGUUCGAGGCUCACAUUUCCUGCCGUUCAGCUAUUCACUCCCCUUGACUGUCCUAGUCUCUCAUGAGAGUUCUGUGGGUACAUGACUUCCAUAUCAGGCCAGUGGUUUUAAGGCUGUUUACUUUUUAGCCUCUUCUAAGGCAGCUCUGGUGGUGCCUGUAUCCCAGGGCUGGUUCUUUUACUUGGAUGCCAUGGCAUUUGGGGAGCUUUUUCUGAAUGCCCCAUGUAUUCAGGGAGGUCUCUUCUCUCUGGCUGGAGGGAAUAUGCUCAAGUCCAAGCACGUCGUGAGCCCUGGGCAUUUCCCAUCUGACAGAGCUCUGAAAACUGUUCUCCCUGGGAAAUUGUCCUUGCUUGGGGCUUCACCUUGUGCAUGUGCAUCCUGACAUCUGGCCAAUGGUUCCAGGAGCCUUUAUGGAGACCUUGAACCAUUCUCUGCAAUGCUGUCUCCUGUCUGCAGGCCUGACCUGUACAUUCGAGUCUUGUCAGCCUCUUUAACCAGCAAUGCCCGGCUCCUCAACUCAGUGAAAUUUCAGUCCUUAUUAGGGUACCUGCCGCCCCUUCCUGCUUGGCCAUCCUAGCAGAAAACUUGGGUGUCCAUAAGGCUCACCUCAUUUAUUCCUUCUCUCAAAGGUCAUGAUUCUUACCUGUCUGUGUUCAGUAUUCUAGUUGUUUACGUAAGAAAGAUUGUUCUGGACCCUGUUACUCUCUCGUGCUCAGAAGCAGAAGUCCCCGGCAGACUUUUAAAAAUGGUUUGAUCAAGGUAUAACUUACAUGACAUAAAAUUAAUUCAUUCUAAGUGUGUGGCUCAAUGAUUUUUGGGGGAAAUUAAUAGAUUUGCAUAACCACUGUCACACAUUUUACUUAGCCUAGGGAGGCACCUUGUGCUCAUUUACAGUCAAUACCCAUUCCCUUCAUAGCUCCAGA